Odocoileus virginianus texanus is the source of this 2124-nucleotide messenger RNA. The record is from RefSeq and is a predicted model, not a curated record. Lineage: Eukaryota; Metazoa; Chordata; Mammalia; Artiodactyla; Cervidae.
AUGGCUCGCAGCAGGCUGCUCGGGGCCCUCACCGCCCCCGCAGAAGGGCUUGCUGACCGCCGCUGGAACGUGGCCGUUCUGGGCCUCUGCCUGCAGGAUGCGGGCUGGACAGGGCACCCAGCCCCUCUGGAUGCCAGUGGCGAGGACGGCACCUGUCCUCAAGGACAUUCCACCCGGGGCCACCGAGGUUUCCACCUCGCUCUCCUGGGAGAACCGUCUUCUCGAGUCCCCCUUGGGCUGCCCUUGUCCCAGGGCGCUGAGCCUGUGGGAGAACCUUGCCUGACGCUGGGGGGAUGCCCGCCAGAGAGCGGCCGGCCAGUGACCGUGGUGUCCAUCCCCCGAGUGACCGUGGUGUCCAUCCCCCGAGUGACCGUGGUGUCCAUCCCCCAGAGUGACCGUGGUGUCCAUCCCCGAGUGACCGUGGUGUCCAUCCCCAGAGUGACCGUGGUGUCCAUCCCCGAGUCGAGGCCCCCACCAGCCCUGCAGGCCCUCGACUUUGCCCAUGGCCCCAUCUCGGGACAGGUGUUCGUCCAGGGCUGGGGUUGGCGAGGCCGGGACCUCGGGUUCAGUGCCUGCUGUGCCAGGCCCAGGGCUCUGAGGUCUGCACGCGGCCCCGAGCCCGUGGGAGAGCGAGGCUCUGUGAGCAGGCCUCCCCGGGCGGCAGGGGUGGCGCUGAGGGCCAGCCCGCGUGCCCCCACGCUGCGUCUUCAGGAGAAACUGUCCCCGGUGCCCCUGAGGAGGAGGCAGGCUGAGUGGCCCCGGGCCCUCCACCUGGGUGCCCCCGCACCCCCGCAUGAGCCCCCACCACGCCCUGAGCCCCCAGUUCUCUCGCGGAGACGGGCUGUCUUCCUCCCCUGCCUGGACCCCGGGAUCAGGGCAGCCCUGUGGCGUUUCUCCCCCACCUCCACUGGACCCCAGAAGCAGGGCGGUCCCGUGCUCCUCCCCGCCUCCACUGGACCCCAGAAUUGGGCCGGCCCCGUGGCGUCUCUCCUGCCCCCACUGGGGCUGGGAGGGGAGGCUCGAGUUGUCCGCCCCCUCCGCCUCUGGUGCCUCCUGGGAUCCUCGGGAUGGGAGAGGGAACUGUCAGGCCCAGAAGGGCUGGUGCAGACGGGACCUGGACGCUCGGCUUUGUCCGCGGCCUCCCUCCGGCGCCGCACACCACCUCCGCGACCCAGCGUGCCGCCAGACCCGCAGGAGCCCCAGAGCGGCUGCCGGCCCCAGGGACAGGCCCCGGGCUGGGAGCGGGCCUACACGGGGCCGGCUGUGGACGGCGGCCUGGGGAAAGACGCAACUCAGCCCACACACACUGCCCACACUCGGCCCGAGAUGGGUCGGGUAGAAUCUUUGGGAGUCAGCGGUUGUGGCCACCCCAGGCCUGCCUAUGACGUGGCCAAGGAGCCAUCUUGCCGGGCCCACGGCUUCCGGUCGCCCCGCCCUGAUCUGCCUGCGGGCCGGGGCCUGCAUUCCUGCGUCUCUGGGUCCCUGCGGCGUCCCGAGGAGCAGGUGGGCCAGGCUCCUCCGAGGAAGCCAGGAAGACGGGAGAGGACAGGGCGCAGCGGCAAGCUGCCAGCGUCCUCGGGACGACCUGGGCCGAGCACCGUCCCUGGGGGCGCGGGGCCGCUCACUCACCACCCCCUGAAGAGCCCGGGAGGACGACAGGGCCACGUCAGCAGAGGAGAAACAGGGGGAACAACACAGCCAGCCGUGUCGGAGACAAGAAAAAAGGAGACAGCCGAGGACAAGACCGCAGACAGAGAGGCGCUGGGCCCCUGCCAAGAGGAGGGCGAGCCGGGGGCCAGCGAGUGCCGGAGGCCCGCGACACGGCCCCCGCGGGGCUGGGCGAGGGUCCCGGCUGCAGGGCCCCCCGAGUGCGCCCCUCCCGAGUCUCACUGUCGGGACCUGCAGAGGAGAGAGGGUUCCCGUGACUCGGGGGCAACGGGUCGCCGUCCAGAGAACACUCAAGUCCGGUCUCCACCUUGCAUGUUAGGCCAGAAUAAAUUCCAAAUGGGUCAGUUUGAAGCAGAGACUUCGAAAGGGCGGCCGGAGAGCGAGUCCUCAGCUGCCAGACCGCCGUGCGCACAGGCUCCUGGAGCCCCCAGCGAGCCUGCCGUGCUGCCCAUUUAG